Molecule: messenger RNA, 6237 nt
Organism: Caretta caretta (loggerhead turtle)
Lineage: Eukaryota; Metazoa; Chordata; Testudines; Cheloniidae
Gene: MUC6
Product: mucin 6, oligomeric mucus/gel-forming
Cellular component (GO): extracellular matrix
Molecular function (GO): protein binding
Source: RefSeq, a predicted model, not a curated record
AUGAUGCUAGGAGGAUGGUGCUGCCAAGGAGACCUGUUUGAAUGUGACCAGAAAGGUCUCCAGGUCAUCAUCGAGCCCUAUCUUGGUCAGACAUAUGGGUAUAUCAGGGAUGCUCUACCCUGGGGCCAGGUGUCCUGGCAGCUGCAGCACAGCAGUGAUCUGUUACAGGCAUUGCUGCUGCAGCUCCUGAUGCUGGGACCCCAAUUCUCGAAUCAGCUGCUGCUGUUUGUUGCCCAGCUGUUGGAGGAGCUUCUGUUGCUGGGCAGCCUAUUGCUGUUGAUGGCCCUUGGCAAGCCACUUUAUCGACUUCUCUUUCUCCAUCAGGGCUUGGAAAAAAGGGAGCAGUUAUCAAGUGGUGAGUGGAAAGCCCAGAUAGCUGCCAGAUGGAUUUUGACGGAACUAAUAGCAAGACCUGUUGUUUCAGGUAUACAAGCUAGUCCAAUACCUGAUGGAUGGAAGCUGGGAGUGGGGAAACACCUUUCUGCUGGGACCAGAUGGAGAAUUUCUUCCAUUUUGCCAGAUAAAGAUGCCACAUCAAUCACCAUGAGGAAUGACGUCCUCUCUGCACAGAAUUCGUACAAAGAUGAUGACAGUGAAGAGUCCAGAAGUGCAGAAGAUAAUGCUAUGCUACGUUCAGACAAGGGUUCAUGUUCUACCUGGGGUGCAGGGCAUUUCUCCACCUUUGAUAAUUAUUUGUAUGACUUCUCUGGGACUUGCAACUACAUCUUCACCACCGUAUGCGAUGAUGUUAGCCCAGACUUCAACAUCCAGUUCCGCCGUGGAGUGAACAAGAAAAUUACAAGAAUCAUCAUUGAGUUGGGAGCUGUGGUCAUCAUGGUUAAAAAGAACGUCAUUGUGCUCAAGGAUGUUGGUAUCAUCAAGUUGCCAUAUACCAGCAAUGGAAUCCAAAUUGCACCUUUUGGACGCACCGUCCGCCUGGUGACCAAACUGAUGGAGAUGGAGCUGGAAGUUGUCUGGAACAAUGUUGACUAUCUCAUGGUUACGGUUGAGAGAAAAUAUAUGAGAAAAACUUGCGGAAUGUGUGGGAAUUUUGAUGGACAGGAAUUAAAUGAGUUUCUGAGUGAAGGUAAAUUGCUGGAUGCAUACCAGUUUGCCACUUUACAGAAAAUUGAUGACCCAUCAGAGAUCUGCCCAUCUGAGGAGAUGGCAAUUCCCAAUAUUCCUCGCAAAAAAUAUGCCAGGAUCUGCUCCCAGCUACUCAACCUUGUGUCUCCAGCUUGCAACGUGUCCAAGAAAGCGUUUGUCAUCCGUUGUCAGCUUGAUAUGCAGGACUGUAGCAAUCCAGGGCAAAGAAACUGUACUUGUGCUACACUGUCAGAGUACUCUAGGCAAUGUACCAUGUCCCACCAAGCAGUCUCUGAUUGGAGGAGUGCAGACUUCUGCUCUGUAGGAAAAUGUUCAGCAGACCAAAUCUAUAAGGAGUGUGGUUCUCCGUGUGUUAAAACCUGUUCCAACCCAGAGUACAGCUGUUCCAGUUACUGUACAUAUGGUUGCUUCUGCCCAGAAGGCACUGUUCUUGAUGACAUCUCAAAAAAUCGAACAUGUGUUCCCAUUGACCAGUGCCCAUGUACACUGAAUGGGGAGAAAUAUGAUCCUGGCGUUACCAUGAAAGCAACAUGCAGGAGCUGUAAAUGUACAAUGGGUCAGUGGAACUGCAAUGAACUACCCUGCCCAGGAAGAUGUUCCCUGGAGGGAGGCUCCUUUGUCACCACAUUUGAUUCCAGGUCAUACCGGUUCCAUGGAGUCUGCACAUAUAUCCUCAUGAAGAGUCCCAGCCUUCCAUACAAUGGAACCCUGAUGGCUGUGUAUGAUAAGUCUGGUUACUCUCAUUCUGAAACAUCAUUGACUGCUAUAAUUUACCUUUCUGCAAAGGACAAAAUUGUGAUUUCUCAAAAUGAACUUCUCACUGAUGAUGAUGAACUCAAGUGGCUACCUUAUAGAUCAGGUGACAUCACCAUUUUCAAACAGUCCUCCACCCACAUUCAAAUGUAUACCACCUUUGGACUGGAGCUAAUAGUUCAAACUCAGCCAGUGUUUCAGGCCUAUAUAAAAGUUGGACUUCUCUUCAAAGGCAGAACCCUAGGGUUGUGUGGCAAUUAUAAUGGAGACACUACAGACGACUUCAUGACCAGCAUGGAUAUUAUUGAAGGAACAGCAGGCCUGUUCGUGGACUCCUGGAGAUCAGGGAACUGCCACCCUGCUGCAGAGAGGGACACAGAUCCUUGCUCUAUGAGUCAAUUGAACAAAAUGUCUGCCGAGACCCAUUGCUCCAUUCUUACGAAGAAGGGCACGGUGUUUGAGAAAUGCCAUUCUGUGGUGAAUCCUGCUCCUUUUUACAAGAGAUGCAUCUACCAAGCCUGUAACUAUGAGGAGACCUUUCCUUAUAUUUGUUCUGCCAUGGGAUCUUAUGCAAGAGUGUGUGCUUCAAUGGGGCUGAUCCUUGAAAACUGGAGGGACACUGUAGACAACUGCACCAUUUCCUGUACUGGCAAUCAGACGUUCAGCUACCACACUGAAGCCUGUGAUAGAACAUGCCUGUCACUUUCCGACCAAACCCUGGAAUGUUAUCCUACUGACAUCCCUAUUGAUGGCUGCAACUGUCCUAAAGGUACCUACUUGAACCACAGAAGUGAAUGUGUGCGUAAAUCCAUGUGUCACUGCUACCUGGAAGAUAAGAGGUUCAUCCUGCCUGACCAGUCAACUAUAAUUGGUGGCAUUACCUGCUAUUGUAUUAAUGGAAAGCUGAGUUGCACUGGCAAACCUCAGGACCCUGCAGAAAACUGCAAGCCUCCUAAAAAAUAUGUGUCAUGUUCACAGAAUUCAGAGAACAAAUAUGGAGCCUCCUGUUCCCCUACCUGUCAGAUGCUGGCCACUGGAAUUGAAUGUGUACCCACUAGGUGUGAAUCAGGCUGUGUCUGCACUGAUGGGCUAUAUGAGAAUCUAGAUGGAAUGUGUGUACCACCUGAUGAGUGUCCCUGUGAAUAUGGUGGCAUCUCUUAUAAAAAAGGGGAAGAAAUCCACACCGAAUGCAAAACCUGCACCUGUACAAGAGGCAAAUGGAAAUGUGUUCAGAAAUCUAGAUGCUCCUCAACAUGUACCCUCUAUGGAGAAGGACAUGUCACCACUUUUGAUGGACAGCGCUUUGUGUUUGAUGGCAACUGCGAAUACAUACUAGCUACGGAUGGUUGCGGUAUGAACAGCUCUCACUCUACCUUUAAAAUUGUGACCGAGAAUGUCAUCUGUGGGAAAUCAGGGGUCACCUGCUCCAGGUCCAUCAAGAUCCACCUUGGGAAUAUGACACUUAUACUGGCAGAGGGAACCUACCUUGUAUAUGGGGACAAUCCUCUGACACAAUUCCACGUGAAAAAGAAUGCCCUUCACCUGAUGUUCGAUAUCAUUAUCCCAGGAAAAUACAACAUGACUCUUAUCUGGAACAAGCACAUGAAUAUUUUCAUCAAGAUCUUCAGAGAAGCACAGGAUCACCUCUGCGGUUUGUGUGGGAAUUACAAUGGGAACAUGAGAGAUGACUUUGAAACCCGAAGCAAAUACGUGGCAGCAAAUGAACUGGAGUUUGUAAAUUCUUGGAAGGAAAAUCCUAUGUGUGGGGACGUGUUCUUUGUAGUUGAUCCCUGUAGCAAGAACCCUUAUCGUAAAGCUUGGGCAGAGAGGAAGUGUUCCAUCAUCAACAGCCAGGUCUUUGCUCCAUGUCACAGUAAGGUAUACCGUAUGCCUUAUUAUGAUGCCUGUGUCCGAGACUCCUGUGGGUGUGACACUGGAGGAGACUGUGAAUGCAUGUGUGAUGCCAUUGCAGUGUAUGCCAAGGCAUGCUUAGAUGUGGGUGUCUGCAUUGACUGGAGAGCCCCAGAGUUCUGUCCUGUCUAUUGUGACUACUACAACACACACCAAAAGUCAGGCAGUGAGGGCACCUACAGCUACAAUUACUGGGAUGAACAAAAUUGCACCUGGCAUUACCGACCUUGUAAUUGCCCGCAACAAAACUACAAAUAUGUCAACAUUGAAGGCUGUUACAACUGCUCGCAUAAUGAAUACUUUGAUCACGAGGAGAGACAGUGCAAGCCUUGCAGACCGCAUGAGCCCAUCAGGACGACCCCUGAAACCUCUACACCUUCAACAGUAACGACAACGGUACAAACUAAAACACCAAGAAGCACUACUACAGUUGAAACACCAACUACUACCAUAUCACCAACAGCCACUCCAUCCACAGGGUUCACCAUGCACACUAUUUUAAGCACUACACCAACCACCCUAUCUACUACAAAAGUAACCAUAAAAACAACACCUAUCACAAUCAAAUCCACUACUCACUCCAUACCAGUAACCACUAUUACGAAAAAGACAACACUGUCAACUACCCCAAUCGUAACAUUAACUGAGAUUACUACACCAAUAACCACCACCAAAACAACCAUAUCACCAACCUCAGAAACACCAAUCACCCCUACAGUCAUCUCAACAACCGUAACUAAGAUGGUAGAAACCCCAACACCAAGAAGUACCAGGAAAACAACACCAACCACAUCUGUCUCUACAACGUCCAAAACCACGGCGUCAACAGAGUCCAGCCCAACCUCCUCACCAAAAACAAGUCGAAGAAGCACAACUCUGACAACGACUACGCCUCCCACCCACUCUACCGAAACCACUACAACCGCCACACCAGCUACACCCACAACCCACACUCUCACCACGACUACCUUGUCCACUAGCUCACCGGAGAGCACAACGUCAAAGUCAACCCCGACCAUUUCCACUACCUUUACCACACCCACCACAACCACCACACCGACUCCACUCACAACCGUCACUCUGACGACGACGAUGGCCCCGACCACUACUUCACCGGAGAGCACCGCAUCUGAGACCACCAGCCCAAGCACCGUAAAAACAACUACGCUGACGACAGUUUCUCCAACAACAACCUCAACUACGUCCCCAACGAGGCCAACACCAAGAGGAAAAGAGCCAACUAAACCUACGACUCCAUCCUCACCUGUAACUAAGUCCGUAGAAACCCCAACACCAAGAAGUACCAGGAAAACAACACCAACCACAUCUGUCUCUACAACGUCCAAAACCACGGCGUCAACAGAGUCCAGCCCAACCUCCUCACCAAAAACAAGUCGAAGAAGCACAACGCUGACAACGACUACGCCUCCCACCCACUCUACCGAAACCACUACAACCGCCACACCAGCUACACCCACAACCCACACUCUCACCACGACUACCUUGUCCACUAGCUCACCGGAGAGCACAACGUCAAAGUCAACCCCGACCAUUUCCACUACCUUUACCACACCCACCACAACCACCACACCGACUCCACUCACAACCGUCACUCUGACGACGACGAUGGCCCCGACCACUACUUCACCGGAGAGCACCGCAUCUGAGACCACCAGCCCAAGCACCGUAAAAACAACUACGCUGACGACAGUUUCUCCAAAGACUACGACAACUAAGUCCACAUCGAGUCCAACACCAACAGGUACACAAACCUCCGCUAUAGCAGAUUAAAGCCCAUUCUUCUGGGAAGUGUAUGGUGUAAACACCGCAUUUUUCCCCUUCUGUCUAACUUGCUUUUUCUCACAACACAAAGCUCACACUUCCAAUAUAUCCCACCUCCUUUUCAGAUUCUUAAUCAUUAGGAAUGCAUAGCUCCUUGUAGCUAUUUCACUCAGACUAAUUCCUGGGUACGGACACAGAGGGCAAUCCACCCGCUUCAUUCCAGCGCAAUCCAGUCUCUCUACCUUCCUGAGAAAGGCACAUACUGAAAACCAUUUCCUCUCAAUGGGGCUGAAAGAAAACAGACCCAGAGAGUUUUACGUGGGUUGCAGAUACGAGUCAAACAAUCUGGGUGCUUUCUCUCUCAUUGAUGCACUCCAGUCCAUGAAAUUAUGUUUUCCAGUUCGGCCAACUGAACAGCCAUGGUGGAUGGUUUGAUCAGGCCCACUUUCUUUACUCACACUGACAGGAUUCAAACUUUAUUCUUUUCUUUACCCUCUUGCUUUGCAUGAAAAGACUCACCUAGACAUACUACUCCUGUCUCAAGGGGAGAGUUUGUCAAUCGGUGGGUAAAAUCAGAAUUCUAGAUCAGCCUUCCUCACCUGCUUUGAUUUUAGCCCCUCAAAAUGAUUCAAACUGUCCCGCCCCACUACUAUCCCACCCAAUAAACCCCCUUCAAAGGUGUGG